Messenger RNA from Astrephomene gubernaculifera, 3720 nucleotides. NCBI's taxonomy places the organism in Eukaryota, Viridiplantae, Chlorophyta, Chlorophyceae, Chlamydomonadales, Astrephomenaceae. The record is from the annotation of a GenBank genome assembly.
CAAACGUCAGGACUGGAUACACAGCACUUGCAAAGCUGAGCUGAUCGGCUUACCAAACCUUCUUCCUGUGCAUACCUGCCUGCUGAGCUACUAGCUGGGCAGGUCUUUAGGCCUCUCUUGUGUUUCUACUUCAUCUCUGGUGCUGUUGUUCUGCGCUUACCUAUAGUAGGAAGGACUGGCUCAUAUCCUCGAAGACAGCACCGCUCUGGAAGAUGGCUGCAACAUUGCCGGAGCAGGAGGACGAGUAUCGGAUCAAACGCAUACAAUUCUUCGGUCGGUCAUGUACACCGAUCUUCAUGCAAAAUCGUAACGGACCGUGCCCGCUGCUGGCACUGGCGAACGUGCUUUCGCUGCGCAAUCAGCUGCCCGAUAUUGGCACAUCAACCACAUGCAUCAGCCAAAAGCGCCUCAUCGCGAUGGUUGCGGAGCGUUUGCUGGACGCCAACCCAACUGGCGCGGGAAGCGGCGGCGCCUAUGAAGCGGACUUGCAGCAGAAUCUGUCUGACAGCCUUGACAGCCUUCAUAGAUUGGCUGUCGGGAUGGAUGUCAACGUGCGCUUCAAUAGCGUCUUCGGGUUCGAGCCCACCCAGUACGUGAGCAUCUUCGACCUGCUGGAUGUGUCGCUGUGCCACGGCUGGCUGGUGGAUCCGCAUGGGGACAGCGAGGCGGCGGCCGUGGUGGGCUCCCGCAGCUACAAUGAACUCAUCGAGAUGAUCGUAACCACAAUGGAGACCCUGCAGCAGCAGCCCCCGGCUCCUGCUCCUCACCAGCCCCAGCAGCAGGCGCUGCAGCCUUCUCCUCCUCAGCAGCAAGUCCAGCAGCAGCAGCAGCCUCAGGCGCAGCAGCAGCACGUGCAGGAGCAGCAGCAGCAGCACCAACAGCCAGAGGAGCUGCACCAACAGCAGCAGCAAGUGGAGGACCAGCCCCAACUCGCCUCCAGGGACUUGCCGCAGGUAAUUGCCGUUGCCCUGCAAGCGGCGCCACCCGGCUCUCCCCGGUCCGAUGGCUCCUCCCAAGAGGCUGUCUCCCCCUCCGGCGCUGCUGCAGCAGCUGCUGCUGCCAUCCCAACCCCGCCCUCGGCACCAACUCUAGAAGGAGGAGACGAGGGGCUGGCGGCGAUGCCUCCGUCCGCUGCGGCCGUGUGGAGCUCGGCGGCGGCGAACCUGCUGCCUGAAGCGGCACCGUCACAGCAUGCGGCUGCGGCUCCGGACGUAGGCGGCAACGACGGUGGCAACGACGGUGGCAACGGGGCAGGCAGCAGCAGCAGCGGUAGUGGUCAUGCAGCCGGUGGCGGGGCGGUGGGGGUGGUGGUACCGCCCUUUACUCUCAACCUUGGAGACUCGCUGCUGCUGUUGGCGGAGGGCGGUGAGAGGAGCGUGCCCACGGAGACAUCUGCUGCGCCGCCACCGCCACCUCCGCCUCCUCCGCCACCGGCAAUGCAGCCGGUGCUCGGUGUGCAUUCGGAUGCGUACUGCCCGCAACCGCAGCAGCCACAGCAGCCGGCAGCACCACCGCCGGCUGAGCAACGGGACCUCAUUUGCUUUGAUGACUUCGAGGAGCAACCUCCGCCGUCGCCUCCUCCACCGCCACCUCCCCCUCCGCUGGCCCCUCCGCCCUCCCCACCGCCACCACCGCCGCUCCCAGCCGACGCGGUGCCCCCCUCCACCACUCCCACCUUCGCCACCACCUCCACCACCCCCAUGCCUCCGCCUCCGCCUCCCGCCCCGGCUGCCGCUCCUACCGGCACCUCCCUCACCUACCCAUAUUCCUACUCAUCACCAUCACCCGACGCGGCGGCUGCAGCCCCCACCAGCGCCGCGGCGGCUGGCGGCGGAACAGCAGAGACGGCUGCAGCCCCCAGCAGCUCCGGCUCCGGCUCAGGCUCACAGCCAUACAGCGGCAGCGCCGGCAGUGCUGGCACUAGCAGCACCCCGGGCUCGGGCCCCUCGCUCCCUUUGGGCCCCUCGGGCUCCUCUGGUGCCGCGGGGGAUGCCGCGUGGGACCGCCUGGCUCGGCGCGCGUACGAGGUGAUGGUGGCGCGCGACUUCCUGGAGACCACCUGCUCGCAGCUGACUGCGGUGGGGCUGUCGGAGCUGCGGCGGGGGCUCAAGGAUAAUCAGCUUGCCGUGUUCUUCCGGAACAACCACUUCUCCGUCAUCUUCAAGCGGGGGGCCAGCGGGCAGCUGUACCUGCUGGUCACGGAUCAGGGCUACCUCAAUGAGGCGGACGUUGUGUGGGAGCAUCUGUCCAGUGUGGCCGGGGACAACCAGCUGUGUGACGCGAACUUCUCGCCCUUCAAGCCGCACCGCGAUGCCUCAGCGGCGGCAGCAGCGGCUGGCGGCGGCGGUGGAGGUGAGAUGAGCGAGGCUGAUGCGGCCGCCAUUGCCGCGGUGCUGGCGGAGGACGAUGCGCAGACGCUGGAUCUCACCGGGCUGGAUCUGAACCAGCAACAGCAGCAGCCUGCGAGGCAGGGCGCGCAACAGCAGCAGCCACAGCAACAGCAAAUGCAGCAGCAGAGUUUGCAACAGCAGCAGCAGUGGGAGCAGUGGCAGCGACAACAGCAAUGGCAACAGCAGCAGCUACCCCAGGGCUACCCACAACCUCAGCAGCAGCAACAGCAGUGGCAGCCGCAGCAGUCGCAACCACAGCAGCCGCAGCAGCCACAGCAAGCGUUGGGCUGGGCAGGUGGUCACCCGCAGGCUGGUACGGCAACGCCAGAUGCAGUGUACGGCAAUCUACCGUACGAGCAACAGCCGUACAACCACCUGCCCUACCAGCCCCAGCAUGGGGGCCACCCCGACCUGGACGCUGACAUGGCGCUUGCGUUGAGGCUUCAGGAGGAGGAGGAGAUGGCGGCAGCUGCAGAGCGGCAAGCGCGGCAGCAGCAGCAGCAGCAACCGCAACAGCAGCAGGGCCAGCAGCUGGACGGUUCUCGGGAACAGCAACAACAACGCAGGGGCACUUAUACGCCCGCUUACCAACAGCAGCAGCAACGGCAGCAGCUGCAGGGGCAGCAGCAGCGACCCACGGGUCAGGCAGGCGCCCGAGGUGGGGCGCCACAGCGGCCCGCAGCCCAGCAGGAGGACAGCAAGUGCGCCAUCAUGUAGUGUGCGAGGUCGCCCCAUCAGGAUACGUUCCGCAGGAUUCGCUGUAUUGGCGGUACGUUUGGUCGAUUGUGUUUUUGCCUGGGAAAUGCGCGGAUCCGUACCUGGGUGUCUUGCUAAUGAAGAGACAUGCAGCAACAAGUGAAGGCGUUGCAGGGUUGGUGCGUAGGCGUACGAAAUUGGACGCGCUGGUAUGACUGCUUGCUUCAUUCUUGGGUUGUAGGCAGGUAUCUAAUGCUGCAUUAAGUGCGGGUGUGGCUCAUAGGUGUCAUGUAUUCCCUGUUGUCGCGGCUUGUGCAGGCUACCGUGACAUGGGGUGCCCUGUUCGGUUUGACGACGUGUGCGGCUCAAGAAAGCGGCAAUUGGGUCCUCGCAUGCUUGCAGGAAAUGUGGGGCCGGAAGCAGGAUGCGUAUCGUGGUGUGGAGUCGUAGCUUACAUUCAUUUACGAGCCUGCGUGCUUUGAAGGACGGCGCUUGCGCGUUUCUAGCAUUAGGAUUCAGUGGAUUCUAUAUUUUCAGGGUGCCGCUGUUAUCGGUUCGUGCAAGACUGGCAGGCAUGGCAAGGGAUGACGGCCCGUGCAUAAGGAGUAAUAUGCCUGCAAUGUAAGGUACCUGG